GGGCCAUGGCCGAGGGCAGGAGCGGCAGCGCCGGGCUCUUCGCCAGGCAGGUCCAGAAGCACUUCAGCCGCGCCCAGGAGAAGGUUUUGCAAAAAUUGGGCAAAGCGGUGGAAACCAAAGACGAGCAGUUCGAGCAGAGCGCCUACAACUUCCAGCUGCAGCAGAACGAGGGUCACAAACUCUACAAGGACCUCAAGGGGUUCGUGGGAGCCGUGAGAGUGAUGCACGAGAGCUCCCGCAGAGUGGCCGAGACGCUGCAGGAGAUUUACAGCCCUGAGUGGGACGGGCACGAGGAGCUCCGGGCCAUCGCCGACAGCAACGACCUCCUGUGGGAUGACUACGAGACGAAGCUGGCCGACCAAGCCCUGCGGCUCAUGGAGAAUUACCUGGCUCAGUUCGGGGAUUUUAAGGAGCGCAUCGCCAAGCGCGGCCGAAAGCUCGUGGACUACGACAGCGCCCGGCACCACCUGGAGGCUCUGCAGAACGCCAAGAAAAAGGACGAGGCCAAAAUCGCCAAGGCCGAGGAGGAGUUCAAUAAAGCCCAGGCGGUGUUUGAGGACCUGAACAGGGAGCUGCGGGAGGAGCUGCCGGUCCUGUACGGCAGCCGCAUCGCCUGUUACAUCACCGUGUUCCAGAACAUCUCCAACCUCCGCGACGUCUUCUACAAGGAGAUGAGCAAGCUCAACCGGGACCUGUACGAGGUGAUGAGCAAACUGGAGAAGCAGCACUCGAGCAAGGUGUUCAUCAUCAAAGGUGUCCCAGCAAACCGCCGCUCUCUGGUCAUCUCCGCGCCCGUGAGCCCCCCGGCCGUGUUCCCCUGCCCGGACAAGGCGCCCGUAGUGGACGCGGAGGUGACACCGGAGUCCCCCGGCGGGGGCAGCGCCGCCACCAACGCGGAGCUGGGCGCUGUUUCCCCGGCCCCCCCGGCUUCGCCCGCCAGCGGGGCCUCCCUGGACACGGAGUCGGUGUCCAGCGAGGAGACCCCGGAGCCCGGCCCGGAGACCCCGGAGCCCGGCCCCAACCCCGACUCUCUGUGCCCUGGUCAGGAGCCAUCGGCGACAGCCGCGGAGCCGGGGGGUGACAGCGGGGCGCGGGGGGGCGAAGGCAUCGCCACCUCCCUGGCGUCACUAAUUUUAUCCGAGGCCAUUGCCCAGGCCGCUGGCACCUCGUCACCAGAGCCGGGGAAAGCCGCGGACAGGGCGGGGGACAGCGCGGACAGCGGCGAGGGCCGGGCACGGCCCGCGGUGCCGCCGUCCCCCACCGCAGCUGCCCCCGGCCGCGUCCUCGGUCCCGCGGCGGCGGCACCGGCGUGUCCCCGGGAGCCGUGCCAGCUCGGCGGCGAGCGGGGACAGCGCGGUGACAGCGAGGACAGCGCGGAGGCGGCGGAUGGCGAGCCGGAGGGCUGUUCCGGGACGCCGGAGCAGGACACGAGCUAGCACACGAGCCGGGACCCCUCGGGUGCUGCAGACCCCCCCCAGGAUCCCCCGAGUCUCUCAGCACCCUGUGAACCCACGGGAAAUGCGGCGUCUUCCCCAAAUUAAUUCCCAGAAAGUAUUUCCCAGCCCAUCC
Vidua chalybeata is the source of this 1569-nucleotide messenger RNA. It is a transcript of the gene BIN2, whose product is annotated as bridging integrator 2. Gene Ontology annotation, molecular function: phospholipid binding; protein binding. NCBI's taxonomy places the organism in Eukaryota, Metazoa, Chordata, Aves, Passeriformes, Viduidae. The record is from RefSeq and is a predicted model, not a curated record. Gene Ontology annotation, cellular component: phagocytic cup; podosome; cytoplasm. Gene Ontology annotation, biological process: phagocytosis, engulfment; podosome assembly; plasma membrane tubulation.